This is a messenger RNA of Talpa occidentalis (Iberian mole), 696 nucleotides long. RefSeq names its product leukemia NUP98 fusion partner 1 (gene LNP1). NCBI's taxonomy places the organism in Eukaryota, Metazoa, Chordata, Mammalia, Eulipotyphla, Talpidae. The record is from RefSeq and is a predicted model, not a curated record.
AUGGCGCACAAAGAUGAUGACAAUGAUGAUGACGAUGAUGACAAUGAUGACAAUGACAAUGAUGUGAUUUUUGCCAAAUGGAUGAGCAGUUUUAGUUUCUGGGGUCACAGCUGGGUAGAGGAGAAUGAGAGAGCCCAUCAUGGAUUUCAGGAUGCCAGUUACAGGAAAACCUCUCUGACCUGCUCGCUUCCUCCGCUUCCCCAAAUCACAUUAUCUGAGAGGCAUCCUAGAAGACAUUCUCAUGAAGAUCAGGGAUUUCCAUGCAGUACCCACUUGCAAGAUUACAGAAAAUGCUCAGGGGUUGGGUCACUCAAGGAGCCACUGGAAUCAAAAGGAAGAUCCCAUUCCAAAAUUCACGCAUUUUCAGAGUCUUUUGAACAGCAAAUGUGCUUUAGAACCAAAUGCUCUGUUUCUUUGGGAUAUGAGAGCAGAAAGGAGAGAAAUGAAAGAGAAUGCCUGAUGAUGGAGAUAAGAUCCAGCAAGAAGGUGGAGGGAGGAAGGAGCUCUAGGAAGGAAGUACAUGGAGAAACAUACUUUCUUGCAUUGUUUGAAAAAGUACUACUACUUUUUUCCACAUCACCACGGCAGAUGGCUUUUGAGUCUGAACACACCAAAUCAAGGGUGGUAGCUGAACAGUGUCUGCAGAUGCUGCGGUCACUGGAAUGGGUGUUUAUAUCAUAUUUCAACUACUUCUGA